This is a messenger RNA of Anastrepha obliqua, 1635 nucleotides long. RefSeq names its product prolyl 4-hydroxylase subunit alpha-2. The transcript has 9 exons. The coding region runs from base 1 to 1635 and encodes 544 amino acids. Gene Ontology annotation, biological process: peptidyl-proline hydroxylation to 4-hydroxy-L-proline. Gene Ontology annotation, molecular function: iron ion binding; protein binding; L-ascorbic acid binding. The record is from RefSeq and is a predicted model, not a curated record. Lineage: Eukaryota; Metazoa; Arthropoda; Insecta; Diptera; Tephritidae. Gene Ontology annotation, cellular component: endoplasmic reticulum.
AUGAAGUCAAUACACCUGAUAAUUUUAGGUUUACUUGCAUUGCUAAGCCAUAAUUCCAAGGGAGAUUACUAUACAUCCAUAGCGAGUUUAUUCGAUCUGCUGGAUGUAGAAACGCGCGCCAUUGCUUACGUUGAGAAAUAUAUGGAAGAAAUGGAAGAAAUCAGUAGGCAAGUGAACAAUACACUCCAACAGUUAGAACGCGUUGCGAAAGAGGCCGAUAAUGACCCAAAAGAUUACUAUGAGAAUCCAUUGAAUGCCUAUAAAAUUAUUAGUCGAUUUGCAAUCGAUUGGCGGAAUUUGCAUAAGACUCUGUUUGAUGAAAAACCAACACAAAUUUUUUCAGAUAAUCUUCCUAAUACUGCAAACGUCGAGGAAGCAAAUGUUCCUGAGCCCACCCACGAUGAUUUGGUGGGUGCAAGCAAAGGUUUAGCACGUCUGCAAAACACCUAUCGACUAGAAACAAUCGACGUGGCUGAGGGUUAUCUGAUGGAUUGGAAUUAUUCGCAAAAUUUCACUGCAAGCGAAUGCUACUGGCUAGGCCGUAGCUUAUAUGCGGCGGGCGAAUACAAAUAUGCGGCCGAGUGGCUUAUGCAGGCGCGUUUACGUUUAGUCGAGGAGUUGAAGGCGCCCGAUGAAACGUGGCAGUUGGAGCGAAUUACAGAUGUGCAGGUGCUUGAAUUUCUGGCACCUAGCAUGCAUCAUCUAGGAAAGAGCAAAUUAGCGAUACUUUUAAACGAUAAACUUUUGGAACAGGAUCCCACAAAUGUACAGGGAUUGCAAAGCAAAGCACUUUACUCGGAGAAGGCACUUGAGGAGCGACAUGCCAAGUCACUCGAGAAUUUGUCCCAUAUAAUGCCGCAGCGCCCCGAAAUCGAGAAGCUCUUUGAUAGCGUAUGCAAUGGUGAGGUGCAUCAAACUCCUCGUGAACAACGUAAUCUUCGCUGCCGUUAUGUACACAACAAUGUACCCUUUUGUUUCAUAGCACCCUUCAAAAAGGAAGAGCUUAAUCACGAUCCCGCAGUCGCAUACUAUCACGAAGCCAUUUACGACAGUGAAAUCCAGCGAAUUCUCGAUCAAUCCGUAGACAAGGUGGAGCGUUCGAUGGUCGGCGGUGGAGAAAAUCAUAAUACCUCUGAUGUGCGUACAAGUCAAAAUACCUGGCUUGACUUUAAUGAGCACAGUUUCCUGAAUAACAUGGCUCAACGGUUGAGGGAUAUAACGGGCUUGGUAUUGGAAACUGGCGAGCAAUUGCAAGUGGCGAAUUAUGGUAUUGGUGGACAUUAUGGCGCGCACUAUGAUUUCACGGAGGUAGACGAAGAAGACAAUUUUGACGGCCAAGGAAAUCGACUUUUAACUGCAUUAUUUUAUAUCAAUGAUGUGGAGUUAGGCGGCGCCACCGCGUUCCCUUAUCUACGCUUGGCUGUGCCUCCCAUAAGGCGUAGUAUGGUCGUUUGGUAUAAUAUGCAUAAAUCGUUAGAGGUGGACUAUCGCACAAAACAUGGAGGUUGUCCAGUUUUGAUGGGCACAAAGUGGAUUUGCAACGAAUGGUUCCACGAAGCCGAGCAAGAAUUCAAAAGACCGUGUGGCUUAGAAAGUGAUAGUCAUAAAUCCUUAAAAUUUAAGAAUUUUUUGUAG